GGCACAUUUAAGAGAACAACGUCAAUUUGGAUUCCUUCAAAAUCUAAUCGAUAGACGAAAUAAAGUUCCAUACAAUAUGACUACCGCCGCCAAGCUUCGAGCUCUUUUAGCUAAUGAGAGUGAAGUUGUUGUUUGUCCAGGCGUAUACGAUGGCUUCACAGCGCGUCUUGCGCUCAAUGCAGGAUUCAAGACUCUAUACAUGACAGGUGCCGGGACAACUAUGUCGUGUCUUGGUAUUGCAGAUUUAGGAGUCGCCACGAUGAAUGAUAUGCGAGAUAAUGCAUCCAUGAUCGCCAACAUCGACCCUAAUAUCCCAUUGAUCGCAGAUGCAGACACUGGCUAUGGAGGUCCCCUUAUGGUAUCUCGCACCGUCGCUUCAUAUAUUUCCGCAGGCGUAGCCGCCAUGCACAUUGAAGACCAAGUCGUCAACAAACGUUGCGGUCACUUACGCAACAAAGAACUCGUUCCACUCACAGAAUUCGUUUCGAGGAUUCGGGCAGCAGCUCUCAAACGCCAUGAGUUGGGAAGAGAUAUUGUGAUUAUUGCGCGAACUGAUGCGUUAGCCGAUCAGGGUUAUGAUGAAGCUGCUUUGCGCUUGCAUGCGGCAGUAGAUGCGGGUGCAGAUGUGGUGUUUUUGGAAGGGGUCAGAGAUACAGAGGAUGCAAAGAGGGUAUGUGAGGAAUUUGGGAAGAAGGGGGUACCGUGUUUAUACAAUUGUGUACCGGGUGGUGUGAGUCCAGUGUUGAGUGUCAAGGAAGCCAGGGAAUGUGGAUAUAGAUUGGUUAUUACGCCUACAUUAGCACUAGGUGCCGUUUUUGAGAGUGUAGGAAAGGCAUACAAAGAGUUGUUAGAGAAUGGGAAUACGAAGGGUAAUGGAGUGGCAGUAAGAGAUCUCUUUGACAGUUGUGGGUUGAAAGAGGCUACGGAGUUUGAUGUUAAAGCUGGAGGGAAGUUAUACCAAAAUGGUAUUUGAAGAUUGGUUAUCAUGGUGUAAAAUUUUGGGAUAGGAGGGAAUGAAUAUCAGACUGGGAAUGGAGUUGGAUUAGACACUGAUAGCGGAGCUAUAUAGAUCGACGUCGCACUAGUGGCGCAGGAGUACAGCAAUUUUCAGAUUAUCGUACAUUUCGGAAUAUCAUAUUUAAUCAUCUGUAUUCCUAGUACUCCUACUAUAUCUCAACCAUCUGUUGGAUCGCUGCUGCUUUCAAUGUUCGAUCGUCA
Messenger RNA from Botrytis cinerea B05.10, 1218 nucleotides. RefSeq lists its product as hypothetical. The record is from RefSeq and is a predicted model, not a curated record. Lineage: Eukaryota; Fungi; Ascomycota; Leotiomycetes; Helotiales; Sclerotiniaceae. The transcript has 3 exons. Bases 77 to 973 code for a protein of 298 amino acids. Gene Ontology annotation, molecular function: catalytic activity.